AGCAGCCUCAGAUGCUUGGAUGGGACAGAAUGGCUUAAUGACGAGAUAAUAAAUGACUACAUGGACAUGAUAAUAAAGGAGGCGGCAAAUAGGGGCAUUAAAGCACAUUGCUUCAAUAGCUUGAUCAUAGAAAAACUGAGAACAACCGAGAAGUCAAGCCUGGCAUGUAUUGACGAAAUAUUUAAGAACAAACGUAAUAGAGAUCAUCGCCUCUUUCAAUGCCAGUUUGUCUUGUGCCCCAUCAACAAAGACGCCCAUUGGACGUUACUGGUUGUUAAGCCGCAAACAAAUGCAAUAGAACAUUACGAUUCCUUAGGGGGAGAUCCACAAUCCGAUGUUAUAUCUUCUGUAUUGGAACUCCUGUGCUAUGCCCAUGUGGCUGAAUUCAACGUUCCACUCGACGUUAAUAAUUGGGUUUCUGUUAAGUUUAAGAAUAUUCCACUGCAAGGAAACUCGCAUGACUGCGGUGUGUUCCUGUGUAUGUUUGCUAAAUAUGUAACACUAGGCAAAACGAUCGAUUUUAACCAGGGAGACAUGGCGUUUUUCAGGUCUCAAAUGAUCAGGGAAAUCGCCUCUGGGUCUCUAAUUUAAUUUGUAGGAUCUGUAGUACCUCGACUACUUUCGAUGCUCCUGAUUGCAUCUUGAG
This is a messenger RNA of Exaiptasia diaphana, 646 nucleotides long. RefSeq names its product sentrin-specific protease 1-like. Gene Ontology annotation, biological process: protein desumoylation. The record is from RefSeq and is a predicted model, not a curated record. Gene Ontology annotation, cellular component: nucleus. The transcript has 9 exons. The coding region runs from base 61 to 591 and encodes 176 amino acids. Gene Ontology annotation, molecular function: deSUMOylase activity. NCBI's taxonomy places the organism in Eukaryota, Metazoa, Cnidaria, Anthozoa, Actiniaria, Aiptasiidae.